GUGGAAAAUUGGAACUCCAAAACUGAACAAACAUGUCUUUCAGUUGCUGCGUUAAGCCAAUCCCUUUGCACUUACACCUGCACCCAACAACAACAACAACAUCAUGCUUCAACUCCCACCUUUCAGGAACAACAACAACCUCGUCACUCUCUCUACGACCUCUUGUUCUCACACGAAAUACCUCUUUCAAUUUCCACCCUAAACUACUACUCAAACGCUCUUUCAACACAAUUCGUUGCUCUGCGUUGACUCCUGAAUUGAAGUCCACAUUGGAUAAAGUUGUUACUUCGAACAAAAUAGUAUUGUUUAUGAAGGGUACCAAGGACUUUCCACAGUGUGGAUUCUCAAACACAGUUGUGCAAAUACUGAAGUCUUUGAAUGCGUCUUUCGAAACGAUAAACAUACUGGAAAAUGAUUUGUUGCGCCAGGGACUGAAGGACUAUUCCAAUUGGCCUACCUUUCCUCAACUCUACAUUGAUGGAGAGUUUUUUGGUGGCUGUGAUAUCACUGUUGAGGCAUAUAAGAAUGGGGAAUUGCAGGAACUGGUGGAGAAGGCAAUGUGCUCUUGAAGCCUAAUUGGUCAUGAACAGAUGGAAGCAAUGGGUUGGGGAUGAGGAAUUCUCCCUAAGUUAUACCAUGGCUUGGGGAUAAUGGACCAAAUAUAUUUGUAUGAUACAUACAUUUGUGUCCACAAAUGUCUAUUCUUUAUGAGUAUAUCACAGUACUAUAUUUCAAUUAUCCUGGCAUUUGAAUGCAAAAGUAGAAUAUCUCAUUGAAUAGACAAUUUUAGUGCUGGUAGGUGCUGCUUCAAACUUUGUUCAUUUAAUCAAUUCUCUUGCUUGU
Molecule: messenger RNA, 843 nt
Organism: Cicer arietinum (chickpea)
Lineage: Eukaryota; Viridiplantae; Streptophyta; Magnoliopsida; Fabales; Fabaceae
Gene: GRX3
Product: glutaredoxin 3
Source: RefSeq, marked validated